UAGUUUUCACCCUAGCAUAGCUGCCUAAUAGAUUUUUUCCCCCUUUUCCUUUAUCCACUCACAUCCCUUCUCUUCCCUCCCCCUCCCCAGCCAAGAUCCCAGUGAGUGGGCAUGUGGUGGAGUCUGGAAGUGGAAGGAGCUUAGUCCACGCCCUCAUCUUCUCUUUUCCUCGGGCCCACCGACUACAAGCUGCUAUCAUUCUCCUCUCCCGCCUUUCCCUCCUCCUGUGCGUCUAGCAGCAGCAGCAGCGGCAGCAGCAACGGCAGCUGCGAAGGGAGAAGGACGCCUGGUUCUCGGGCCUCCAGGCUGAUCUGCAGCGCAAACGGCGGCGGCGGCGGAGGCAGAAAGAAGCACACAGUGGACUGCGCCGCUCUCGGCUCUCUCCAUCUCUUUCCAAAGCGUGCGGUAGCGCGCGCGGUCACACACACACACACACACACACACACACGCACACACACACACACAGACACACAGACACACACACACACACACACAUAUCCAGUUUAGCUCCUUCCAGUGAGCACUCCCCAUUCACAAUUGCAUAGCAGCAGGAGCAGCGGCGGCGGCGGCGGCAGCGGCGGAGGCAGCGGCGGCAGGGCAGAGCCUGCUGUAGCCCUAGCCUUUUCACUUACUUUUUUCCUCCCUCCCUCUAGCAACGCUGUAUUGAGAGUUACAGACCUCAGUUUCUUUUUUGUUUUUUUUCCCUUCUGAAUCUUGUUCAUUUUCUUUUGGAAAAGGGAAAAACGUGCGAGAAAGGUUGCAUAGAAAAAAAAAACCCAAAACAAACCCUAAGUCAAGCCCGCCUGCAAAAAAUGUUGCAUUGUCACAUUCUUAUUAUGGAAGUUAAGUAAAAAACAAAAUCAAAACAAAAAACCAAAACCAAACCACAACAGCAAAACUGGACCUGGAACUAAUGUGGAUGAGAAAGAAAGAGGGUGGGAAGAAAAGAAGCUGUCAAGUCCAUGGUUUUUCGGCAAUGUGAUGGGAAGUUUUUGGAACAAUUUCUAGGAAUUAGGUCCCUUUCUUCCAUUUUCUUCUUGGCUUCUGAAGAAAGAACUUGGCUUUGGAUUGAAUGGAUUCUAAGAACUGCGUUUUAGAUACACUUGGAUAAUUCCUCUACCUGAGGUGGAAUGGUGGGAAUUUAGGAAGCAAAGUGUGGAAAUCUAGCAGCCUUUGGAAUUCCUUCUGUUUAUGUGGAUGCAUCUAAAUGUGCCCUAUUCAAGACCUUACCAACAUCUUUUGAUCUUGAGAUUUGCCCUUUACUUUAAUUAGCUUCUAGGAAAGUCUAAACUUAAGACCUACCUCUUUUCUAAAAGGAUACUAAUUUUUCUACUUUUGCUUUCUGGGAUUGGUAUUUUAAGCAAUCUGGAUCAUUUUUAAUAUGUCAGAAUGUGUCUGCUAAUGUUUACACAACUCCUCCUCUGUGGAUUUGUAUAUUUUCAGGUUUAUGGAUCACGUCUUCGCCAGGAAGAUUUUCCUCCCAGGAUUGUUGAACAUCCUUCAGAUGUUAUUGUCUCUAAAGGAGAGCCCACAACUUUAAACUGCAAAGCUGAAGGCAGGCCAACUCCCACUAUAGAGUGGUAUAGAGAUGGUGAGAGGGUGGAAACUGACAAAGAUGAUCCCCGGUCCCACCGCAUGCUGCUGCCCAGUGGAUCUUUAUUUUUCUUGCGUAUUGUGCAUGGACGUAGAAGCAAGCCUGAUGAAGGAAACUAUGUGUGUGUGGCAAGGAACUAUCUUGGUGAGGCAAUGAGUCGCAAUGCAUCUCUGGAAGUGGCAUUAUUAAGAGAUGACUUCCGGCAAAAUCCAACAGAUGUUGUUGUGGCAGCCGGAGAGCCUGCCAUCUUGGAAUGCCAGCCUCCCCGAGGACAUCCAGAGCCCACCAUCUAUUGGAAGAAAGACAAAGUUCGAAUUGAUGACAGAGAAGAGAGAAUAAGUAUCCGUGGUGGAAAACUGAUGAUUUCAAAUACUAGAAAGAGUGACGCAGGCAUGUAUACCUGUGUUGGCACAAAUAUGGUGGGAGAAAGAGACAGUGAUCCAGCAGAACUGACCGUCUUUGAGCGACCCACUUUCCUCAGACGACCAAUUAACCAAGUGAUACUGGAAGAAGAAGCUGUUGAAUUUCGGUGUCAGGUCCAGGGAGAUCCUCAACCAACUGUAAGAUGGAAGAAGGAUGAUACAGACUUACCAAGAGGAAGAUUUGACAUCAAAGAUGAUUACACAUUGAGGAUUAAAAAGGCCAUGAGCUCAGAUGAGGGCUCCUAUACAUGUGUUGCGGAGAAUCGGGUUGGAAGAGUGGAAGCAUCGGCUACUCUCACUGUUAGAGCUCGUCCUGUUGCUCCUCCACAGUUUGUGGUUAGGCCAAGAGAUCAGAUUGUAGCUCAAGGUCGAACAGUUACAUUUCCCUGUGAAACUAAAGGAAAUCCUCAGCCAGCUGUUUUUUGGCAGAAAGAAGGCAGCCAGAACCUGCUUUUCCCAAACCAGCCUCUACAACCCAGCAGCAGAUGUUCAGUGUCACCAACUGGGGAUCUUACUAUUACAAACAUUCAGAGGUCUGAUGCAGGCUACUAUAUUUGUCAGGCCUUAACUGUCGCAGGAAGUAUUUUAGCAAAGGCCCAGCUGGAAGUUACUGAUGUUUUGACAGAUAGGCCUCCACCUAUAAUUCUACAAGGCCCGGCCAACCAGACAUUAGCAGUAGAUGGUACAGCCCUGCUGAAAUGUAAAACCACGGGUGAUCCUCUUCCUGUUAUUAGCUGGUUAAAGGAAGGAUUCACUUUUCUGGGUAGAGAUCCAAGAACAUCUUUACAAGAACAAGGAACGCUGCAGAUUAAGAAUUUACGUGUUUCUGAUACUGGCACUUACACAUGUGUGGCUACAAGUUCAAGUGGAGAGACAUCAUGGAGUGCUGUGUUAGAUGUAACUGAAUCUGGAGCAACAAUCAGUAAAAAUUAUGAUUUAAAUGAUCUGCCUGGAUCACCAUCCAAACCUCAGGUCACUGAUGUCAGUAAGAACAGUGUCACCUUGUCCUGGCAACCAGGCAGCCCUGGAAGCCUACCAGCUAAUGCAUAUAUCAUUGAGGCCUUUAGCCAAUCAGUGAGCAACAGCUGGCAAACUGUGGCAAACCAUGUCAAGACGACGCUGCACACUGUAAGAGGACUGCGGCCGAAUACAAUCUACUUGUUCAUGGUGAGAGCUAUCAACUCUCACGGUCUUAGUGACCCUAGCCCCAUGUCUGAUCCUGUGCGCACACAAGAUAUAAGCCCACCAGCACAAGGAGUAGACCACAGACAAGUGCAGAAAGAACUGGGGGAUGUCAUCGUACGUCUUCAUAACCCUGUUGUGUUGACUCCUACCACAGUUCAAGUUACAUGGACAGUUGAUCGUCAGCCCCAAUUUAUACAAGGCUAUCGAGUCUUAUAUCGCCAGACAUCAGGCCUCCAAUCUCCAUCAAUGUGGCAAACCGUAGAUGCUAAAGUGCCUACAGAACGCAGUGCUGUUCUAGUUAAUCUGAAAAAAGGUGUGACUUACGAAAUUAAAGUUCGGCCAUAUUUUAAUGAAUUUCAAGGAAUGGACAGUGAAUCAAAGUCAGCUCGUACUACUGAAGAAGCUCCAAGUGCUCCUCCACAAUCUGUCACAGUGUUGACAGUUGGAAACCACAACAGCACGAGUAUCAGUGUUUCCUGGGACCCUCCUCCUCCAGAUCAUCAAAAUGGAAUUAUCCAGGAAUAUAAGAUCUGGUGUUUGGGAAAUGAAACUCGGUUUCAUAUCAAUAAAACUGUGGAUGCAUCAAUUCGAUCUGUAGUGAUUGGUGGAUUAUUCCCAGGCAUUCAGUAUCAGGUAGAGGUUGCAGCAAGCACCAGUGCAGGAAUUGGUGUGAAAAGUGAUCCACAGCCCAUCAUUAUUGGGGGACGUAAUGAAGUUGUCAUCACUGAAAAUAACAACAGUAUAACUGAGCAAAUAACAGAUGUCGUGAAGCAGCCAGCCUUUAUAGCUGGUAUUGGAGGUGCAUGCUGGGUAAUUCUGAUGGGUUUCAGCAUCUGGUUGUAUUGGCGCAGAAAGAAGAGAAAGGGACUCAGCAAUUAUGCUGUCACUUUUCAAAGAGGCGAUGCAGGACUAAUGAGCAAUGGAAGCCGACCAGGGUUAUUAGAUGCCAGUGACCCCAGUUACCCUUGGCUUGCAGACUCAUGGCCAGCUACCAGUUUGCCUGUGAACAAUAGCAGUAGUGGGCCAAAUGACAUUGGAAAUUUUGGUCGUGGAGAUGUGCUGCCACCAGUGCCAGGUCAAGGAGAUAAAACAGCUACUAUGCUUUCUGAUGGAGCCAUUUAUAGCAGCAUUGACUUCACCACCAAAACGACUUAUAAUAGUUCAAGCCAAAUAACACAAGCUACACCAUAUGCCACCACACAGAUCCUACACUCCAACAGCAUUCAUGAAUUGGCUGUUGAUCUGCCUGAUCCUCAGUGGAAAAGUUCAAUUCAGCAGAAAACAGACUUGAUUGGAUUUGGUUAUUCUCUUCCGGAUCAAAACAAAGGUAACAAUGGUGGGAAAGGUGGAAAGAAGAAGAAAAAUAAAAACUCUUCUAAACCCCAGAAAAACAAUGGAUCGAGCUGGGCUAAUGUCCCACUACCUCCUCCUCCAGUUCAGCCCCUCCCUGGCACAGAGCUAGAACACUAUGCAGCAGAUCAGCAGGAAGCUGGCUAUGACAGUGAUGGCUGGUGUCCACCAUUACCAGUUCAAACAUAUUUACACCAAGGCAUGGAGGAUGAGCUGGAGGAAGAUGAUGACCGAGUCCCAACACCUCCUGUUCGAGGAGUGGCCUCUUCACCUGCCAUCUCAUUUGGACAACAGUCUACUGCAACUCUAACACCCUCCCCACGUGAAGAGAUGCAACCCAUGCUUCAGGCUCACCUUGAUGAGCUGACCAGAGCCUAUCAGUUUGACAUAACAAAGCAAACAUGGCACAUGCAAAGCAAUACCCAACCUCCUCAGCCCCCAGUUCCACCAUUAGGUUAUGUUUCUGGAACCCUGAUUUCAGAUUUGGAAACAGAUAUUCCAGAUGAUGAUGAUGAUGAUGACGAUGAUGAUGAGGAGGAGGAGGAGGAGGAGGAAGAAGCAUUAGAAAUUACUAGGCCCCUGAGAGGUCACGAGCAGACUCCAGGAUCCAGUAUGGACAAUCUAGACAGUUCUGUGACAGGUUCAAUGGUAAAUGGAUGGGGUUCUGCAUCUGAUGAGGAUCGUAACUUUUCUAGUCAUAGAUCUAGUGUAGGUAGCUCCUCAGAUGACUCCAUCUUGACCAGCGGCAGCUUUGCACAAGCACUGGUUGCAGCAGCAGAUAAAGCUGGUUUUAGGCUGGAUGGAACUAGCCUGACAAAAACAGGCAAAGCAUUCUCUUCUCAAAGGCCUCGACCAACCAGUCCCUUUUCUACUGACAAUAACACCAGUACAGCACUGAAUCAGAGUCAGAGGCCUAGGCCUACUAAAAAACACAAGGGAAGUAAAUUGGACCAACCCCCAUUGCCUCAUCGCAGGGAGGGAAUGACAGAUGAUCUUCCACCACCACCAGAUCCCCCACCAGUUCAGGGUGUAAGGCACCAAAUAGGCCCUGGCCAACAUGGUGGUAACAUGGAAAAUUCUGCAGAGAGAAAAGGAAGCUCUCUGGAGAGGCAACAUGCAUCUCCCAUAGAUGAAACAAAGAAUUCAUUGGAUCUACACGCUAGAACCUCACUAGAGUGGCAGCGAGAAACGCAGGAAUGGAUAAGCUCCACAGAACAUCAAGAAGAUUUAAGGAGAGUCCCACACAAACAAGCAUUUGGAUCAGAGGAGGCACUGGUACCCUACAGUAAGCCCAGCUUCCCAUCACCAGGUGGACAUAGCUCGUCAGGAACAGCUUCUUCAAAAGGAUCAACUGGACCCCGAAAAGGUGAAGUCUUGCGGGGAAGUCACCAGUGCAAUGCCAGUGACCUUCUUGACAUAGGCUACGUGGGAUCCAAUAGUCAAGGACAGUUUACAGGUGAAUUAUUUGAAAAGAGAAAUGCAAAGCUGCUCUGAAGGACCAUCAGGUCUGAACUCAUGGAAGUGAGGACACUAAACAGUGCAAUGAACAAUUUCUUUAUUUAUGUACUAUUAAAAGAACUGUAAAUGCAAUGUAAAGACACACAGCCACACAUAUCCCACAGAUAUUUUACUUGUAUUCUCUUAAAGACACCAUCCACCUUAACUAUUUCUUGUCAGGAGUAUAUAGAAAAGAAAGAAAAAAAUCACCCUCCAGGAUGAAAAGGAUUUUCCUCUGUAUAUAAUUUCUUUUGUUGCAUUGCUAUGCAAGCUCACUCUCUUUUUAGCUAUGUUCAUAUUACUGUCUGUUCUUACUAGUCUGUUGUACUAUAUGUGAAUUAAUAGGCUGUGGUGCCAUAUAUUAACUUUUAAUCGUGUAACUUUUAUGUUUAAAGUUUGCACUGCAAUUUUAUUUGGUGAUAAGCACAAAUCUCUACUCCUCAUGACAUGAAGAAAAAAGACUGAAUGUGAAGGGAGUUUAUUGUACUGUAAGCUAUGUUGAGUAAUACAGGAUGUAACAGAUUAUGUUAUAUGAUUUUCCAUUGGGGUGUAGGACUAUGUAGAAGAUGAAAAGGAAAAUUGAUGUUGUCAAAGGCUUAUUUGAACAUCAGGGAUUAAUUCAAUAAAAAAAAAAAGCAAGAUGGCUGCUUUUACUGUUUUAAAAAGUGUAUGGGGUUCAAAAGAAAGGUGUUCAAAAAGAAAGGAGUGAAUAUAUAUAAAAUAUUCAUGUAGGUAUGAUAUACUGAAAUUGAUGAAAAAAAUAAGGUUAUCUGGAGUGUCAGUUUUUACCUGCCCAAAUAUGAUUGAACAAUAUGUGAUUUAAUAUAAACAAAAUAAAUUAAGGUGUUUCACUAAAGCUGUAUUUAUAUUACAGUUUUAAAGCAUUUUAUGAAUUGCCAUAAUUAAUCUCUCCAACCCAUUAAGUCAAAAUAUGAUGUGAAGUUCCCCAAGGAAACAAAUAAUAUAAACUCUGGAAUAUCUAUCAAGUAGUUAAAGAUGUAAUUUAUCACUAGAUCAUACUCAGGCUUCUUCCAAAUAAGAAAUAUGUUAUAAUGUCUUGUUUCAUCUUUAUAAUACAUGCACAGUACACUAGAGGAUAGAGCUGCAUCACUGAAAUUCAUAACUUUUUAACAAUGCAAUUUACAUAAAAAUAUGUUUUAUUUAAUUAAGAAGUAAAAUGUAUUCCACCAAACUUGUAGUAGGAUUAUAAGUGCUUGAAAAGCAGUGCUAAGAGUAUGUUCAUUUCAUGGUAAGUAGAUUUCUUGAAAUAAAGCUGAACAUUUUCAAAAAUUGGCUCCCAACCAAAAAGUAUAGUUGAUCCACUUUUAUAAGUGAAUUGAAAAAAAGAGAUUAACAAGAAAACAGUGCAUGUUUAUAUUCUUUUUGUAUAAAGCCAAACCUUGUAAGUGGACAUUAAUAACAGCAUCCUGCUUUGUCAUUUGUUUUCAUGACUCAAAAUAAUAUUUUUCUGCAACUCAAGAAUGAAGAAAAUUAUUAAAAUUUUGAAAUAUCUAUUAGUUGUUAUAUAAAAAUCAAUCAAAGCAAAGUUAUCUUGAAAUUCUCAGUUUUAAAGUUUGCCCACAUGGCAUGUUGACAUUUUUAGAGUCUGCUUAGGUCUAUCCUUUGUCAUUACUCUCCAAGAGGAUUCACUGUUCCUUUCAACAAAAAGUUUGGCGCCAGCUCUGCAACAAGAAGACUUUUUAAGUCCACACUUAAAUAUAUUGUUGGCUUUAAUUCCCCUACUUCUACUUCUCAUUAUAUUAGCAGAGUAGUUGGCAUAGUCAAAUUUAUUUCUUCUCUUUACUUUUCCUAAACCCGUACCAAUAUAGGCAAACAUUAGGAACCAAGCUGUGCUUUGGGGGGUGAAGAAACAUCUAUUCUUCACUACAUACCAGUGACUCCACAAUGGGCAGUAAACAGAGUUCAAGUUCACUUUUGGACAUACCCACAUCAUCCUACCCAGAUCAGUGUCUGCAUCAGUGUCUGCAACUUUAAUGAGUUUUAUUUUCCUUCUGAUAUGAAAGAGUAUCUGAUAAAAGUGUGAGCACUGUGUUGGCAAUGAUAAUAUAAACAUCCAGAGACCGUAAGGCAGAGAGAUUUCAGACUAUGGUAUUUGCAAUGCCAGAUUUGAGUGUCUUCAACCACUCAAUUUAAAACUUUUCAGCCUCAGAGUUUGGUUCAUAUCUCUGAGUAGUGUGUUAUUUUAGUCAAAUGCAUGUAACCUAUUCACAGUAGCUACUAAAAACACCCUUAUCUGCUCAGCUGACAUAAAUUUAAGGGCUUGGGCUAGAAAUGAGUGGUUGUUAACGACUGGAUGUAUAAGUUUAUACAGUAUACUUAGCUGAAUGCCUUAUCAGAAUGGUCUAUGUUCCUUGUUAUCCCCACAUCUAGCUAAAUUGGUCUUAAAUUACUUACAAAAUGGAGAGUGUAUUUUACCAAGAUAUGGCCUACAUACUGACAUACAAUGAUAUUAUAGUUAUCAAAUGGAAUUCAGCAAUAAUAUCAAAAAUCAAAAAACCAUUAUUCAUCUUGCUAAAUAUAAGAAGUCAAAUAGGAUGUAAGCCAAGACAUCAAAUCAAAUGUAUAAACAUUCGUUACUAACUGCAAAGUUUACUUUUCCUUGUCGACUGUCUUAGUAUAGUUAGAAUUUCAUUACACUCAGUUCUCUGUUCCAUAAGUCACAGAGCAAAUACAUGUAAAUCUAUAAAUUGAAGGCCUCCACAGGUUUAUGUGGAUGUAGGGAGUAUCAUCCCACUUUGAAGUCAAGGAUAAUGCUACCUCACAGCCACUUCUGCAUAAGCACAAUAUUAUUUAGUUUGAAGAACUCCUUUUUAUGAAAUGCCUGUGACUGUCAGAGCAAAUGCUCAUCUUUGGCUCUGUAUUUAUGUUGUAGAUACAGUACUUCUGUUCUAAAUCUUUUCUAUACCAUUUUAAAGUGGAGAUAGAAUAGCAUUGGUGCCAACGCAAUGAGCUACAUGAAAUCACUCCAUUGAUUAUGAGUCCAACUCAAAAAGAGAAUGAAAGUAGGAAGCAUAGAAGGGUAAUUGAGUUCAGCACUGGUGUAAUAAAGGUUAAAUAAUAGACCAGGAAAAUAAAAGCAUUAGACUUUUCAUUCACUUCCAUAUUAUAUGGUGAAGACCCACCCAUAGAGAUGUUAUAAUAAUAUCUUCUGGUGUAGGGGGGAAGUUGGAUCAGAUGACCUCUACAGUCUCUCCCAACUCUAUGAUUCUAUGAAAUUUAUUAAUAUAUAACUUCAUAUUUUGUUGUUCUAAGAAUUUCAAUUAGUCUUCAGUGGGUGUUGAGUUAAAGUUUAUGUUUAGCUUUGGUGGAACACCUUUCAAUUUCUGUCAAAAAUUUAUACUAUUAUCUCUUGGCAACAUAAUCAUAACCAUCACUAUUAAUUUCAGAUAUGUGAUUUAUCUGCUCCAAUGGGAAGUGAUUGUGUGUGUCAGUAUUGAAGUUGUACAGGACUAUGAUAUUCACUAACUUGUUCAUCUGCCUCUAUAUUUUGCUUCUGAAAUGACAUGACAAGAAUUUGGUAUAUAUAACAACAUGUUAUAACAACAUUACAUGAAGUGUACUAUUUUCUUUUCUAAUAUUUGUACUUAAAACAAACCAUAGUACAAUCCCAAUAUGAUUUAAUUUGCUAUUUCUUUUUUUAUUUCAUUUUGAUCCAGGCCAUUGAUUGUGAAUUUAUCAUGUUUUAAGAUGAGGGAUGUCGUGGCAGCACUUAGACUUUUUUAUAUUUGUUUUUCUAGAUUUAUUUUUGUCUAUAGUUUGUUCAAGCCACCAAAACAAACCCCAACUAUUAAUGUGUUGCAUUGGUAUUGUUAGUACAGCAAAGUUAAAUUGGCAUAAGAAGUUGGUUACUAGUACUGUCAAAAAAUUGUGUAUUGUAUAUUUACUGGGGAAAAAUAAAACAUUCACAUUUCAAA
Molecule: messenger RNA, 9983 nt
Organism: Phascolarctos cinereus (koala)
Lineage: Eukaryota; Metazoa; Chordata; Mammalia; Diprotodontia; Phascolarctidae
Source: RefSeq, a predicted model, not a curated record